Molecule: messenger RNA, 1407 nt
Organism: Phytophthora sojae
Lineage: Eukaryota; Oomycota; Peronosporomycetes; Peronosporales; Peronosporaceae
Exons: 1
Coding region: 1-1407 (468 amino acids)
Source: RefSeq, a predicted model, not a curated record
AUGGCGUCCAGUGGUGCAAGCUUUGUCAAAGAAUUUGACAUGGAGACCGUAGCAAGCUUUACACGCAAGCAGAGCAUCGAGGCAUUCUUGCCGUCGCGAAUCGUUGCGUUGUCACACGUGGUGGAGAUGCUCGACACGUUUGCGAUGGAGCUCUAUGAAGUCGCGUUGGUAGCAGCAAGAAAUGGAAAAUCAUUUCGUCUUCAGAGGCUGGUAAAACACUUCGACUGCAAUAUUGUGAAAUUAGCGACGGUUGCUACACAUGAAGGGGAAAAGACAAAAGCACUGAUAGGACCCUGUAUCCCUGAACAACGGCUACUGGAAGCAGUAGGAGAAAGUGACGAUUUGGAUACUACCAAACAGCUAUACAGCUGGUGUCAGUGGAAUCGAGUUGAGGAGAAAUGCCUUCCACACCUCCUAUCAUCGGCCGCAGCAAAAAGGCGCGUUGAUAUUCUGGAGUUCGCCGCUGAGGAAACAGUCGAGUGGUACUCGAGCUUGUAUUUCGUACCGGGAGCAUUGGCACACGAAACCAGGAUCGUGCUGAGUAAAAUUCGAGUGAUUAUGGAGCGCUGUCCAGAACUCCAACGCUGGUACCGUCAGGCAUUAAUCAAUGCAUCGGAUAACGACCAGCACCACACUGCAGAAGCGAUCUAUGCAUUGUUCCCUCCUUUCGGAAGUCAGAGCUUACUUGAGCUCCUGAUAAAUAAUGACGAUACGGACGCGAUGCAAUCGGUUUGUGCAGCAAACAACAAGCGGCCGUUUAUUCGCUCUGAUGUCAUGGCUCAUGCUCUAAGGAUUUCUGUGGAGCGCUCUCACUGUCGUGUUUCGUCCGUAUUGCUGGAUUGGGGGAACAUUGCACCGGAGGCAGUGGCAGCAGCUUUCCGUAAUGUUGUUCGCGCUAGGUGUUUCGACGUAGCAACUCGGAUUUUUGGAAACCUGUCGCGAUUCAAGGAAGUGUUCGAGAGAGCGGUGCGAUUCUAUAUUGAAUAUGGAGGUCCAGAGCAACUUGUGUUUGUCAAGUUCCUCGUUGGCGGCAGCUGUGAAAUACCGAGAGGCUCGAUCGAUCGGGUGUUUGUGGAUGCGGGAACUGCUAGCUGCAUCGGUGUUAUGGCGGUAUUGUGCAGAAGCCGAUACUUUUCCGGUGAGUUGAAGGCGACGGUAUUUAGACGUGCGUGCACCAACACCCAACGGAAGGUUUUAAAGUUCUUGUGGGAAAAUGGUCACGUUCCCUCUUGGCUGGCUGCCGAGAUGCUAGUGGCGGCAGUUCGGCAGAAGAACGUUCGCGUUGCCAACUACCUGGGGGGGCAAGCGUGGAUUUCCCGUGAUAAUUGCAAUUGCAUCAGCGAAUUCAUUAAUGCUGCUAGGAUGGAUGAUUUAACUGUUGUGGAGUGGUUUAGCAAUCACGGUUGA